Messenger RNA from Cylindrotheca closterium, 906 nucleotides. Lineage: Eukaryota; Bacillariophyta; Bacillariophyceae; Bacillariales; Bacillariaceae. The record is from the annotation of a GenBank genome assembly.
AUGUCGAUCUCUUCAAACUUGGUAAUACCACUGGAUUCAAAGCCCAUCAAGAUUGGACCGGAAGCCUUCUACCGCUGCAUAUCUCUUGCCAACAUUGUGCUUCCACAAAGGUCUAUUGCCGGAUUCAUGUCAGCACCCGAUUAUCGGAAACGGGACACGUUUGAUUCAUGUACAUUAUUGCAAGAUCGCUUUGGAAAUGGCAUGGGUUACGUUGUCGACGGUUUGGUAGCCCGUUUUGACGGUUUUCCUGUCCAUAAACUUUGUUAUGACCAUUCCUCUGUCACAGCCACAGAACUCGGCCAUUGUAUUAUUGAGGACCAAGGCGAGGAAUCACCGCUCGUUGAUCAGUUUGGAAUGACUCCAUUCCACGUUCUCUUUUCAACUCACGAGCCUCGUCAAGAUCUUCUCCAAGCCCUUCUAGACAACUACUAUCCAUACCAUACCGGUAUUCUGGACUGCAAAGACGCAAAUGGCAAACGACCUUUGGAUUAUUUGCUGUCCAACUGGACCGGAAUAAGCAUGUCUUUGUUUCGAAUAUCAUUGCAGAAGUGGAUGGUGGAUUCUAUGGUUCGUUGGGGUGCUACAUCCUGGAGAAAUGACAUGCAAACUAAAGUGCAAGCCAUUCUUGCGGAAGGGGACAUGGUUCAAAAGGCAAAUUUGUGCAAUGAAGCGUAUGGUUCCUUGGAAGGUUACGAAGGAAUGGGUGCCAUGUAUAUCUUGGAGAUUGCCUUGUGGAAAAGGAAACUCAAGGAUGGACGGAGCAAGGAUGGUACCAAGCGACAGGCGCUCGACCGAGAAGAGUGUCGUUGUGUCUGCGGGUCGAACAUUGUGGUUCCAAGUGUAAAAUUGUUCUUGGAAAUCGAUCGAAAUCAUCCAGACCGAGCUGAUUCUUCUCCACAUGAUUGA